GCUUUCUUUGCUUUUUUUUUUUUUUUUCUGUAUCACAGAUUCUCUCCUUCCACCCUCUUCCAAGUCAAAGAAGAAGUUGAUAUGAAAUGGGAGAUGAUAGAAGGAAGAGGUCGUGGCACAUAUUCCUUUCCCCAUACUGCCCCACUUAUGAUUCCAGAUAUGGAGUGAGAUCAUAGGACAGCCCAACAACUCACAAGAUUUAUAAAGAGAACUACAGCUGCUUCAUAUUGAAAUCACAACCUUCUUACAAGAAGAAGAAAAAAAAAGGAUCAAAAUUCACACGAGUUUCAGUUUUCUGCAUCCCUCUGCCUGUCUCUCUUACACAACACCAAACAUGGAGGGUCUGCAAAAUAUGCAAAAUCAAGACAUGAACUUGGUUCUGUCAAUUGAUGCAAAGCCUAGGCUGAAGUGGAUUCCUGAACUCCAUCAAAGAUUUGUUGAUGCUGUCAAUCAACUAGGAGGGCCAGACAAAGCAACCCCAAAGAAUCUCAUGAGGGUCAUAGGAAUUUCUGGACUCACUUUGUACCAUCUCAAAAGCCAUUUACAGAAAUACAGGCUGGCAAAAAGCCAACAGACAGAAAUCUGCCUUAGCAAUAAACUAGAUGAUUGCACUGAGGUACAGAGCAGUAAUGGGGAUUUGAGCAGUGACACAAGUGAUGGAACUCACAAGCAGAUGGAUGAAAGCUUGCGGAUUGCUCAGGCUUUCCAAAUGCAGAUGGAAGUACAGAGAAAGCUUCAUGAACAGAUUGAGGUUCAGAGACAUUUACAGCUAAGAAUUGAAGCUCAAGGAAAUUACUUAAAAUCAGUAUUAAAGAAAGCACAAGAAAAACUGGCUGGGUAUACAUCAUCUUCUAUUGGUGAAGAACUUGCCAAAGUCGAACUCUCUCGACUAGUUUCAAUGGUUAACACUGGCUGCACAAGUUCUUCAUUUUCGGAAUUGACAGAGGUAGGAGGAUCAAGCUUAAAACAGACGGAAAGAAAGCCGAUGAGAAGUACUAUAUGUUCCAUGGAGAGCUCAUUGACGUCUUCUGAAAGCUCGGGAAGAAAGGACGACGAGGAGCCACCUAAUAACGAGAAUAUCUGUACCCAGAAAUCUAGUGCUUUUAUUGAACUUAACUUAAUGGACAUUCACCCCGUAAAGAAGCGUCGGAUUAGUGGCUCGAGCAAUCAAGUUAAUGGAAAGAAAAGGAGUGGCUCUAAUAUUUCUGAUGACAAAUGUGUUGAGCAGCCAGUAGCUAAAAGAUUAGAGCUUCCUGAAGAGGAAUCUGGUAGUCAAUUGAGGAAGUGUGGUUUGUUGGGGUCAUUUGAUCUCAAUAACCAAUACCAAAACGAUAUGGAAUUGGGUCCAAAAGCAAUAGACUUGAACAGCAGGGAAUAGAUCUGCUCUGUUAUGCUGCAUGAUCGUUAGUAAAUAUAAUGUAAGCUGGGAAGAUGCAAUCUUUGGUUUAUAGGCUAUGCAUAUUGUCAUAUGUAUUGAACUGCGACAACUUUUGAAAGGAUAUUUGAUACGGAAACAAGGUAUA
This is a messenger RNA of Hibiscus syriacus, 1523 nucleotides long. Its product is annotated as myb family transcription factor PHL8-like. The coding region runs from base 335 to 1378 and encodes 347 amino acids. The transcript is spliced from 6 exons. The record is from RefSeq and is a predicted model, not a curated record. Lineage: Eukaryota; Viridiplantae; Streptophyta; Magnoliopsida; Malvales; Malvaceae. Gene Ontology annotation, molecular function: DNA binding; DNA-binding transcription factor activity.